This is a messenger RNA of Nezara viridula (southern green stink bug), 627 nucleotides long. NCBI's taxonomy places the organism in Eukaryota, Metazoa, Arthropoda, Insecta, Hemiptera, Pentatomidae. The record is from the annotation of a GenBank genome assembly.
UAGGGGUUGUCAGUUGCAAGUUGGGAGUCGUGGAAGCAGCAAGAAGGGUGUAAAUAGUUUGUUCAACGACUCUGCGAUACCAAACGACCAUGUAUUUUAAAAGAUAUCUUAAGAAUAUGAUUUCCAGGUGGACAAGGCACCUUGUUAGGACUAUCAUAAUGGAUUUGGCACUCAUAUUUCAGAGAUGUUUUAAAAUCGGGGCCACAAAUGAAAUGCUAUUAGACUUCAGCAGAAUAUUCUGCUCCACACCAACUUUUCACAAAACAUCGGCAGUACCUGUGAGAGUGAAGAGUACUUUCUCUUCCAUCAAAAGGUUAAACAGGAGAAGCAUUGACAACAGCUUUGAAGGAAGAGCAAGGCGUGAACUAUUCCAAAGUUCACCAAUUAAAUUCCUAAUGGAAACUGAUAGAAUUUGUAAACUUCCGAAAAAACAUAAAUCAAAAAAAGAAUAUUCCAUGAAUAAUCAGAGAAGAUUACGCAUAUAGAUUUUAUUUUUGUAAUGAAAUAUAAAUGCCAAUUUAUAUAAUGUGAUAUGUUUCUACAUUUUGUAUAAUAAAUUUGCUUGAUUCUUUUAUGAUAGCAUCAUGUAUAAACUUGUAUAGAAAUUUACUCACACACCUAUUGCUG